Morone saxatilis (striped sea-bass) is the source of this 3217-nucleotide messenger RNA. It is a transcript of the gene plcd4b, whose product is annotated as phospholipase C, delta 4b. NCBI's taxonomy places the organism in Eukaryota, Metazoa, Chordata, Actinopteri, Moronidae. Gene Ontology annotation, biological process: intracellular signal transduction; lipid metabolic process. The record is from RefSeq and is a predicted model, not a curated record. Gene Ontology annotation, molecular function: calcium ion binding; phosphatidylinositol-4,5-bisphosphate phospholipase C activity. Bases 253 to 2502 code for a protein of 749 amino acids. The transcript has 16 exons.
AGCUCAGCUACAAUAACAGUCCCUGGACUCUGCUUGAGUCUGGAUUUCAGCAUACAGGGCCAGUGUGACAUCAACCUCUCCCAGAUCCUACUCUCAGGCCGGCCAUCCAGGGUCCUACCCCUCAGUAUCUGAGGCCCUCCCUGGGAGAGCUAUCUCCUGAAGAGUACCCACCUCUGGAGGUCUGACUCAUAAUAUCCCUGUGAGAUCUGUACUUUUGCAGCACAUUUCCACUGGCAUGAUUCAACAAUAGCAAUGGAUCUUGAAGGUUCACGUAUCCAAGAUGAUCCCCAUGUCAAGGUGAUGAUGGCAGGGUCGACUUUGAGAAAAGUAAAGUCCCGUUCAUGGAAGAAGCAGCGGCAUUUCCGCCUCCUGGAAGACGGCCUGACGAUCUGGUACAAGUCCAGAUGGGCAGGGAGAGGCCACUCCACUUUCUCAAUUACUGAGGUGGAGGCAGUGCGUGAGGGCCACCAGUCGGAGGUAUUGCUGAGCAUUGCUGAAGAGUUCCCUGCUGACCUCUGCUUCACCUUGGUGUUUCACGGUCGCCAAGGCAACCUGGACCUCGUGGCGGAGUCCACAGAGGAGGCCCAGGCCUGGAUCCAGGGAGUGCGCAAGCUGAUUCACAAGACUCAGACGAUGGAUGAGAAGGAGAGGCUAGACCAGUGGGUCUGGGACUGGUUUAAUAAAGCUGAUAAAAACAAAGAUGGGAAAAUGAAUUUCAAAGAGGUGCGGAAACUGCUGAAGAUGAUGAACGUAGAGAUGAAUGAGGAACAUGCUCUGCACCUCUUCACGAUGGCUGACAAGUCCGAGAGUGGCUCUUUGGAAAUCGAGCAGUUUGUCCACUUCUAUAAGAUGCUGACUCAGAGGGAUGAAGUGUGGAAGGUGUUCCAGGAUUUCUCCGGAGAUGGAGAGAAGUUGAUGUUGGAGGAGCUGGAGAACUUCCUGAGGACAGAGCAACAGGAGGGAGAGCAGAGUGCCCAGCACGCCCAGGAGCUGACGGACCGCUAUGAACCAUCUGAAUCAGCCAAGCAGCAAGGCGCCAUGACGUUUGAUGGCUUCCAGAUGUACCUGUGCUCACAGGAGGGAUCCAUAUUUAAACCUGAGCAUCGGCAGCUUCACCAGGACAUGAGCCAGCCGCUUAGCCACUACUUCAUCUCCUCCUCACACAACACCUAUCUCCUGGAGAACCAGCUGCGAGGACACAGCAGCCUGGAGGCAUACAUCAAGGCCCUGAAGAGAGGCUGCCGCUGUGUAGAGGUGGACUGUUGGGACGGCAGUGAUGGGGAACCGGUUGUGUAUCAUGGUCACACUUUGACUUCCAAGAUUCUUUUUAAAGACGUCAUUUCAACGCUGAAAGAAUACGCCUUCAAGGUAUCGGACUUCCCAGUCAUCCUGUCCCUUGAGAAUCACUGUAGUGUUGAGCAGCAGACGGUCAUGGCCCAGCACCUCAGUCAAAUCUUGGGUGACACACUACUGACAACCCUGCUGGAUGGGCUGAUCCCUCAACAGCUUCCCUCUCCACAGGAACUAAAGGGGAAAAUUUUGCUGAAAGCCAAGAAGAUUGGCGGUCUAGAAGUGUGUCUCGAUGAAACCCUGACAGAUGAAGUUAGUGAUGAGGAAGAGAUGGCCGACGGUGAGUGCUCAGACGACCCACCUGCUGAGAGUCUGGAGCACAAUGCGAAGAAAUCCAAACUAUCCAGGGAGCUGUCCGACUUGGUGGUUUACUGCAAGAGUGUGCACUUCCAUGGCUUUGAGCAUGCUCGUUUACACGGCAAAUGCUAUGAGAUGUCCUCAUUCUCUGAAUCCAAGGCCAAGAAGCUCGCUAAAGAAGCAGGCACAGAUUUUGUGCAGUACAACACAAAGCAGAUGAGCAGGAUCUACCCCAGUGGCCUCAGGACGGACUCCUCCAACUACAACCCGCAGGAAAUGUGGAAUGUGGGCUGCCAGAUAGUGGCUCUGAACUUCCAGACAGCUGGUCUGGAAAUGGAUCUGAAUGAUGGGCUGUUCAGGCAGAAUGACUGCUGCGGCUACGUCCUCAAGCCUGACUUCAUGAGAGAUGGCAGCACUCAGUUCAGUCCAGAGAAACCAGACGGGCAGCAAGGCUACAAACCACUCCGCUUAUCCAUACAGGUGAUCAGUGGGCAGCAGCUACCAAAGGUCAAUCAAAAAGAGGGCUCUAUUGUAGACCCCCUGGUCAGAGUGGAGAUCUAUGGAGUGCCACAGGACCAGGCCAGGGAAGAGACCAGUCACAUUAACAACAAUGGUUUCAACCCAGUGUGGAAUGAAACUUUAAAUUUUGUCAUCCACACCCCUGAGCUGGCACUGGUUCGCUUUGUGGUGGAGGACUACGAUAAGGCGUCCAGGAACGACUUCAUGGGACAGUUUACUCUUCCGUUUACAUGCCUCCAAGCAGGAUAUCGGCACAUACAUUUGCUCUCUAGAGACGGGACAGCUAUCCCUCCCUCCUCCCUCUUUGUCAACAUCAGCAUCUCUGAGCUCACAUGAACAAGUCAAAUCUGAGGAUAUCAAGCCAGGGCUGGUCCUGCGUCUUCAUUUACCUGACGAAGGAUGAGAACACCAAUACUUUUAUCUGAUAUUGGGCCUAGGCUAAAGAAGGGUAGUGGAAAAUGUAUCAUACUGAACAUUCCCCACUAAAUGAAUAAGCGAUCAGCAAGUAACAUGUCAGAAAUCAGACUCAGCAUUAUUCACUUAAACAAGGAUUUCUGUAAUAGAGGAUUAUAUUAGCAGUGACAAAAAAAAGCUAGCUACUGUCCAUGUAUGUCUGCCUGUAUUUAUUUCUGUUCUCAUGACAAACGUGUGCAAUUCUCAAUUCAAUUUUUUAUGGAAAUAUUGACCGCAAGCUAUUCAUAUUGACACAUGAAUAUUUUCCAUCAUUCUAUAAAUAAAUGAUUGCUGCAUGUCUAGAAUGUCUUAAUAUAUCAUUUGCCUUUAAAUGUACUGUAUAUGUGGAAGUAACUUAAAGUGUAUAGUCCACAGUACAAAAAGUAAUAAAAUAAAAUAAACCAAUACUACCAAUAGUAUAAACAAUUAAAGUACCCAUAGCUUUGCAUCAUAUUGUUCUCCAAUUAAGUGCCUGCUUGAGUUAUUUCUAUAUACCUAUGUACAAAUUCCACAAGUUUAUGUUGCCUAUCAUGUAAAUGUAUGUAUAUACAGUAUAGGCCUGUAAAUACAUGCAAUAAAUUUUCUGAAUGGUUCAACA